Cydia pomonella (codling moth) is the source of this 3009-nucleotide messenger RNA. RefSeq lists its product as uncharacterized. NCBI's taxonomy places the organism in Eukaryota, Metazoa, Arthropoda, Insecta, Lepidoptera, Tortricidae. Gene Ontology annotation, biological process: DNA integration. Bases 1 to 3009 code for a protein of 1002 amino acids. Gene Ontology annotation, molecular function: nucleic acid binding. The transcript has 6 exons. The record is from RefSeq and is a predicted model, not a curated record.
AUGAGUGACAGUGAAAGUAAAAGUGAUAAGACGGCGCGUAAGCCAGGUGCGGCCGCGAGCGGUACAGCGUACACGGCGGUUCAACAACCACCCGCCAUGUUGGCAGAAUUAGCGAGUGAGCAGGCGGGUGCAGUGCGGGGCGGAGCGAGCGCGGAAUCGACACGGGGAGGUACAAGCGCACCGCUCGCCGACGUCGAGCAAGUUCGCGUGCGCCCUCACCGCCGCGCGCCGACGCCGACGCCGACCACAUCUCGCGCCGUUGCAACAGACGAGAUAAGUGAUUGCGAGGAACUGAUAAUACAGGGAGUGGAGAUUUUGUCGGUCGACAGCAAGGGGUGGUUCGAGAGUGUGGCGGUGAACGGAGUUCCUGUGACGUUUAAGCUGGACAGUGGUGCGGACGCCUGCGUCAUGUCGCGCGACAGCUUCAGGGCGGCAGGCUACAGUGAGGACAUUUUGAGCAAUGCUGGUACGAUAUUGCGUGAGGGGAUUGGUCGUUUACCGGGUGUACACAAAUUAACUGUGGACGAGUCAGUUCCUCCGGUCGUAAGAUCAUCAAGGAAAAUACCUAUUAAAUUAAGGCCACGAUUGCGAGAGGAGCUGGACCGUCUACACGAGCUAGGCAUUAUAGAGCCAGUGGAUGAACCUACCGACUGGGUGUCGAGUAUUGUUCUUGUUGAGAAACCGGAUGGCAAGUUGCGAUUGUGUAUAGAUCCUCAAAAUUUGAAUAAGGCAAUCAAACGUAGUCACUUUCAACUUCCCACACUAGACGAGGUUACAGCAAAUCUGUCGGGCGCUAAAUAUUUUUCACAUUUAGAUGCUAACAAGGGUUUUUACAUGAUCGUUCUUGAUGAUUAUAGUUCAAAACUGUGCACUUUUGCCACACCAUUUGGGAGAUGGAAAUUUUUACGUUUACCUUUUGGCAUCUGUUCCGCAUCGGAGGUAUUCCAUAAUGCAAUGGUUAAGAUAUUUUCUAUGGAGGGAGUGGAAUGCUUCAUCGACGAUUUGCUCGUGUACGGGAGAACAAAAGAAGAGCAUGAUUCGAGGUUGGAGGCCGUGCUACAGCGCGCGUUGGACAACGGAGUGAGGUUUAAUAAAGAAAAAUGUGUUUUGGGCGUAGAAGAAGUGAAAUAUCUAGGUCACGUGUUUGACUCUAAGGGCAUGCGCCCCGACGGCGACCGAGUGAAGGCUAUCAGGGACAUGCCUCCUCCCAGUUGCAGGAAGGAUUUGGAGAGGUUCCUCGGGAUGACGAAUUACGUGUCGAGAUUCUUGCCAAACUAUGCUGAACUGGUAGAACCAUUGAGAGGACUGCUAAAGAGAGACAGCGAAUUUCAGUGGUAUGAAAUUCAUACCAGCGCAUUUGAAAGAGUAAAAAAAUGUUUAAUGGAGGCGCCGACGCUACGAUAUUAUGACCCCGGGGAGGCGGUGGUGGUGUCAGUAGAUGCUAGUUCGCGGGGGCUGGGCGCGUGCUUGCUGCAGAGUGGGCGGCCGGUCGCCUUUGCCGCCCGCACGCUCACGCCUGCCGAAACGCGUUGGGCACAGAUUGAAAAAGAAUUGUUGGCGAUUCUGUUUGGCUGCCAGAAAUUCCAUCAAUUUAUUUAUGGCCAUAAAAGUGUAUUAGUGGAAAGCGAUCAUAAACCUUUAGAGGCUAUAUUCAGAAAGGCACUCAAUGAUACGCCUGUACGACUACAGAGAAUGUUACUGAGACUACAAAAGUACUCUAUAGAGAUAAAAUACGUUCCCGGGAGACUAAUGUAUGUCGCCGACACGCUGUCGCGCGCCCCGACCGACGACGCAUGCGACGAGCAAACUGGAAGUGACAUUGAUGUUCACGUAAACGCCCUGUACGACAGCGUUAACUUUAGUUCUGACAAACUGAAGAAAAUCAAAGAGGAAACGGAUAAAGAACCAGGGCUCGGGAACGUUAGGCAAUAUUGCCUGAAAGGCUGGCCACAUACCAAAAAUAUCCUAGAAAGUGAGGCUAAGCCUUACUGGGGUAUAAAGGAGGAGCUUCAUGUAAUAAAAGGUAUAGUUUUCCGAGGCAAUCGCGUUGUAAUACCCACUAGCCUUAGGAAAGAAAUGCUGCAUAGAAUUCACGAGGGGCACCUAGGUAUUGAAAAAUGCAAGUACCGAGCACGAGACGUGAUGUGGUGGCCAGGCAUGUCGGCGCAGGUGGAGGCGCUAGUAGCGGCAUGCGCGACGUGCGCCGAGCGCCGCGCCGCACAACCGCGCGAGCCGAUGCGCUCUCAUCAAGUACCUGGGAAACCCUGGGAAGUGCUAGCGACUGAUCUAUUUGAAUUUAGAAACAAACAUUACAUCUUAGUAGUUGAUUAUUAUUCCAAAUAUGUCGAAGUUGUUUCUUUAUCUGACAUUCGUAGUGAAACCAUAAUUAUCCAACUCAAGUCCAUUUUUGCCCGCCACGGUAUUCCCAAGAAACUCGUAUCGGACAAUGGCCGACAGUUUACCUCGGCAGUGUUCCAAUCUUUUGUAGAAAAAUGGGAAUUCGAACACGUCACGAGUUCACCUUACUAUUCUCGAUCCAACGGUCUUGCAGAGAGAAAUGUCCAAACGGUGAAAAAGUUGAUGGAAAAGGCGCAGAGUGAUGGCACGGAUCCAUAUUUGGCGCUUUUAAACUUCCGCAAUACUCCGGUCUCCGGCGAGUCAUACUCCCCGGCACAACUUCUUAUGGCGCGGAGGCUCAAUACCAGAUUGCCUGUCUCAGAACAAUUACUUGCGCCAAAGUACGAAUGCGGGAAUCAAACGCUGGCCGUCAAACACGAUGGAUGCCAGCACGAGUCGAAGGUCAAGCGGCUCAACCACGUUCCUACUGGCUACGCGCGCCGGAUGGCUCACGAUACCGCAGAAACAGACAACACAUUUUAUCACAACCACAAUAUGAUCAAAAGACUUUCGAAAACACGCAUCACUGAUGUUGGAGGUAAGAUCGCCAAGCUGAAAUGGGACUGGGUCGGCCAUGUCUGCCGCAUGCACCCACAGAGAUGGGCAAAAUAG